This is a messenger RNA of Closterium sp. NIES-65, 762 nucleotides long. The record is from the annotation of a GenBank genome assembly. Lineage: Eukaryota; Viridiplantae; Streptophyta; Zygnematophyceae; Desmidiales; Closteriaceae.
AUGGGGGGAAUUGGUAUUCAGGUGCAGGGUGUGGGCAGGCAGAGGGUCGUGAGGGGAAGGGUGGGGGGAGAGAGCAGCGGAGGGGUGGAAAGGGCGCGGGGAGGUGCGGAUGGGAGACAGGCGGGGCUAGACGCGUGGCUGGGGAAGAGGGUUGGGGGCAGACGAAAUGGAAGUGGAAGCAGGGGAGGCAAGAUGGGCGGAGUGGAUGGAGGGACACGUGUGAGGAGAAGAGCUGGGGAUGGUUGGUUAGAAGAGGGUGGGAAGGAGUUGGAGGGAGAAGUAGUGGAAAUAGAGGAGGAUGAGAGGGGGGAGAAUGCAAAGGAGAAUGGGAGGGAGGAUAUGAGAGAGGAGGAUGAGGAUAGUGACGAGGUAAGGGAAGUGGAGCAGGAAGAUGGGAAGGCAGGGAAUAUGCAAGUGCAAAGGAGUGCAACGGAGUGGAAAGGAGCAGAAAAGAAUGAUGAAGAAAGGAGUGGUCCUGCCCUAUGUGCGGUUGAUGGUGGCUUGCAGGAGGCAACCCAAGAUGACUGGGCAGGAAAGAAUGUUUUGGAUCUGCCCUUGAUGACGCAAGAAAUGACUCAGGCUGACCUGCCCAAACUGCAUGGCGAGGGGGAGGGCAAAAAGGCGGCAUUGGAGGCGGUAGCGAGGGAGCUGGAGCGGUGGUUUGACAACCACCACGACUUUGCUAGCAUGGCCGUGAUUGGCCAGUUCAACCUUGGGCUCAUCAUUGGACGGCUGGGAUCUGAUCACUUAAUUGUGGACUAG